UUUGGGGCGGGCCAUUUGUGUUGACUUGUCAUACUGACUGACGUUCAUCAAAAGUCUGAGAUGGAGGGAAGAGUAUCAAAUGUAGAAAUCUGUAAUCUGGCUUAUACUGGGAAGUUUGACGAACUGAAGAAAUGCGUGUUGUCUGACAGAUCACAAGCGACGAGGACAGAUCAGGACAGCAGGACUGCUCUGCACUGGGCUUGUUCAGCUGGACAUGUGGAUAUCGUGCAGUUUCUGUUGGAUCUUGGAGUUGAAGUGGAUCUCAAAGAUGAUGCGUGUUGGACUCCUCUUCAUAUAGCAGCAUCUGCUGGGAGAGAAGAAAUUGUCAGAUCCUUAAUAUCCAAAGGAGCUCAGCUGAACGCUGUGAACCAGAAUGGCUGCACCCCACUGCACUACGCAGCAUCCAAAAACCGAUAUGAGAUAGCCCAGAUUUUGCUGGAAAACGGUGCAGAUCCUAAUGCAACAGAUAAACUGGAAUCCACACCUCUACACAGAGCAUCUGCCAAGGGCAACCAUCAACUCAUUCAGCUUCUUUUGAAGGAGAGCGCUUCAACCAACAUUCAGGACUCGGAGGGAAACACUCCACUUCAUCUUGCAUGUGACGAGGAGCGAACAGAGGCUGCAAAACUCCUUGUGGAACAUGGUGCCAGCAUCUACAUUGAGAACAAGGAAAAGAUGACGCCUCUUCAAGUGUCUAAAGGUGGCCUGGGAUCUGUGUUGAAACGGAUCGUAGAGGGUUGAUGGACCCCGAGAAGAGCUGUUGAUCACGCUGCUGUUCAAGUAUGAUUUAUACUUGUUUAUGAGAGUAUUUGAAAGAAACACCAUACAGGAACUGCCUUGUGGUGGAAGGUUUUCCAGAUGUUUGCUGAGAAGAUCAUCAUUCACUUUUGGCUUCAUGAUUUAUUUGUCAUGCAUUUUAUGGAGUACAUUAGUUUUAGAUUGACAGGUAACAUUCUGAUCAUUAUUGCUUCAUCAAUGGAUGCUUUAUUUCUGUUAAACCUAAAACUGAUUUUGUUAUUGGUUAAUCCCUUAAAAUGUAAUUUCUAGGUUUGCAUCUCUGUGCAAAAAUCACAACAUGUAUUCUUGAUGCUCAUUUUUAAAUAAUGAAAAUAAAUUGUAAUUGAAUACAA
Carassius gibelio (silver crucian carp) is the source of this 1130-nucleotide messenger RNA. RefSeq names its product 26S proteasome non-ATPase regulatory subunit 10. NCBI's taxonomy places the organism in Eukaryota, Metazoa, Chordata, Actinopteri, Cypriniformes, Cyprinidae. The record is from RefSeq and is a predicted model, not a curated record. Bases 61 to 741 code for a protein of 226 amino acids. Gene Ontology annotation, cellular component: nucleus; cytoplasm. The transcript is spliced from 5 exons. Gene Ontology annotation, molecular function: protein binding.